This is a messenger RNA of Pseudophryne corroboree (corroboree frog), 2250 nucleotides long. Its product is annotated as gastrula zinc finger protein XlCGF26.1-like. Gene Ontology annotation, biological process: regulation of DNA-templated transcription. The record is from RefSeq and is a predicted model, not a curated record. NCBI's taxonomy places the organism in Eukaryota, Metazoa, Chordata, Amphibia, Anura, Myobatrachidae. The transcript is spliced from 7 exons. Bases 206 to 2137 code for a protein of 643 amino acids. Gene Ontology annotation, molecular function: DNA-binding transcription factor activity, RNA polymerase II-specific; RNA polymerase II cis-regulatory region sequence-specific DNA binding.
CUAGUGGUUGUGUCUAUGUUACCUUCGUGCUAAGGACUGGGAAAGGUCCUCUCCACGAAGGUAAACUAGACGCUACCCUUCGCUCUGGCUGAACACAUCACUCACCGGAGCUUGUGUGUAACAUUUAUCGUGUGUCUUUAAUACAUCUUGUGGCCUGUGCAUAGAAGGGCAAACUUGUCUGUGUCAUCUGACUGUCUCAAGGAGGAUGGAGGAGGACAAAAGUGAUAUGACUCAGAAGAUCUUAAACCUCACCCUGGAGAUCGUCUACCUGCUGACUGGGGAGAAUUAUACAAUGAAAUUGAAGUCUGGUGAACAUAUCACAUCAAUACAAAGUCCAUCUGUAUCUGGAAGAGUGAGCAGGACCCAGAGCCCCAUCCCGGUGCCUCCACCUCACUCACUGAUAGAUGAAAAACAAAAUGGCCAGAAGAUCCUGGAACUCACCAACAAGAUCAUAUACCUGCUGACUGGAGAGGUUCCUAUAAGGUGUGAGGAUGUCACUGUCUAUUUCUCCAUGGAGGAGUGGGAGUAUAUAGAGGAACACAGGGGUCUGUACAAGGACGUGAUGAUGGAGAAUGACCGGCCCCUCACAUCACUGGAUGGGGCCAGUAACAGGAAUACCCCAGAGAGAUGUCCCCGUCCUCUUUAUUCCCAGGAUCAUACAGAGGAGAAUCGCAGUGUCCCACAGGAGGGUCAGGCUGAAGAUAUCAUUGAUAUGAAAAUAGCAAAUACGGAAGAGGAGACGUAUGUGAGGGGUGAUCAGCAGUGUAAGGAGGAGGAAAUCCCUACAGGUAUCAGCACAGAUGGCUGCAACAUCAAAAAUAGUGUGGGAAGAAAUCUCAUUUUAUCUCCAGAGUGUAAAAUACAAGAUGACAACAUCGCCCAAGAUUCUAACGAAAACCCCAUUAACCCAUCUAUACAUCCAGUUCAUUGCAGUGCAGAUGUAUCACUUAAUGCAUUUACUCAUGAGGAAAGUUAUCUUGAUACAUUGGAUAUUGUCACACAGAAUAUAGAUCACACUGGUGGUAAACUGUUUUCAUGUCCUGAGUGUGGGAAAUGUUUUACAGAGAAAUCAAAAGUAGCUAGACACCAGAGAGUACACAGGAGUAAGAAGUCAUUUUCAUGUCCUGAAUGUGGGAAAUGUUUUACAGAGAAAUCAUCAGUAGCCAGACACCAGCGAGUACACACGGGUGAGAAGCCAUUUUCAUGUUCUGAAUGUGGAAAAUGUUUUACAGGGAAAUCAAACUUAGCCAGACACCAGAGACUGCACACGGGUGAGAAGCCAUUUUCAUGUUCUGAAUGUGGGAAAUGUUUUUUACACAAUUCAGCAUUUGUGGCACAUAAGAGAACUCACACUGGUGAGAUGCCAUUUUCAUGUUCUGAAUGUGGGAAAUGUUUUUUUCACAAUUCAGCAUUUGUGGCACAUAAGAGAACUCACACUGGUGAGAAGCCAUUUUCAUGUUCUGAAUGUGGGAAAUGUUUUACAGAGAAAUCAUCAGUAGCCAGACACCAGAGAGUGCACACAGGCGAGAGACCAUUCCCAUGUUCUGAGUGUGGGAAAUGUUUUAUUUUUAAAGGAGAUCUUAUUAAUCAUCAGAGAAGUCACACAGGUGAAAAGUCAUUUUUGUGUUCUGAAUGUGGGAAAUGUUGUACAACUAAAUCAAACUUAGCCACACACCAGAGAAUGCACACGGGUGAGAAGCCAUUUUCAUGUUCUGAAUGUGGGAAAUGUUUUGCACACCAUACAUCUCUUACGCAACAUAAGAGAACUCACACAGGUGAGAAGCCAUUUUCAUGUUCUGAAUGUGGGAAAUGUUUUACACAGCAGCGAGAACUUGAUGAACAUCAGAGUACUCACACUGGUGAGAAGCCAUUUUCAUGUCCUGAAUGUGGGAAAUGUUUUGCACACCAUACAGCUCUUACGCAACAUAAGAGAAUUCACACAGGUGAGAAGCCAUUUUCAUGUUCUGAAUGUGGGAAAUGUUUUGUACACACUUCAACAUUUGCGAAACAUAAGAGAACUCACACUGGUGAGAAGCCAUUUUCAUGUCCUGUGUGUGGCAAAUGUUUUACAAGUAAAUAUAAAGUCACCCGACACCAGAGAAGUGCACACAGGUGCGAUACAAUGCCCAUGUUCUGAGUGUGGGAAAUGUUUUCCUUUUAAGGAAGUUCAUGUUAAACAUCAGAUAACUCACGCAGGAGAAAAAUCAAUUUCCAUGAGCUGAUUGAAAGAUUUUAAAUUGUACUGAUCUC